AUGAUACCAUCCUUGAGACGCGGAUGCGCUCGUGAAGGAAAUAAUAAUGGGUCGGUCCCCCCGGUAUCUGUCAAUCAAGCAGAAGCCCUUGCUACGCUCCAUAUACCGAAUGCUGAACUGACCAGGGACUCUAUUGCUGGGAACGGGAAGAAACACUGUAUCUUUCCCUGGCGGAUCCCCAGGGAUAAAGAAUCCAGGCGUAGAGGGCAAAAAGCGCAUCUAUUCAUCAGAAUAUUCCAACAUCCCCCUCAUCCCUUCUCUGACAUGCGGAAACAUCCUCCUGUCUGGUAUGACAUGAUGGAGGGUGUCCCUAAUAUAUUAUUACAGGCGCAUGAUUUCAUACAGCCCGUGGAGUCCAAUUCAGCCUUCCGCCCCAGACAUUUUGCCCAUCGUUCCCCAACUCCAUCCUCCACUGUAUCCAAACUUUCCCCCAAGGCAAAUUCAUGUCUCCGAUUAUCAGUACCGCCAAAGGCGGAGUUUAUGUAA
Molecule: messenger RNA, 486 nt
Organism: Blastomyces dermatitidis ER-3
Lineage: Eukaryota; Fungi; Ascomycota; Eurotiomycetes; Onygenales; Ajellomycetaceae
Exons: 1
Coding region: 1-486 (161 amino acids)
Source: RefSeq, a predicted model, not a curated record